Molecule: messenger RNA, 1791 nt
Organism: Cynoglossus semilaevis (tongue sole)
Lineage: Eukaryota; Metazoa; Chordata; Actinopteri; Pleuronectiformes; Cynoglossidae
Gene: as3mt
Product: arsenite methyltransferase
Exons: 11
Coding region: 79-1221 (380 amino acids)
Biological process (GO): toxin metabolic process; arsonoacetate metabolic process
Cellular component (GO): cytosol
Molecular function (GO): arsenite methyltransferase activity
Source: RefSeq, a predicted model, not a curated record
AACAGAGGGCAGUGUAAGACAGGAAAUGAAGUGUGAACGGCGCUGUCAGUCUGGGGACUUCGUCUGCAGCGCCAUAAAAUGACGUCAGCAGAGGAGACCAUGGCUGAGGAAGAAAGUUCCAGAAACUUCGUUGACAGCACCGUCCACGUUGACGUCAAGGAUUAUUAUGGCAGGAUAGUGAAGAAAACCUCAGACCUGCAGACCAGCGCCUGCGUGGCUCCACCCAAUCCCGUCCCUCACUUCAUACGCCAGGCUCUGGGCAAAGUGCACCCUGAAAUUACUGACAGGUACUACGGCUGUGGCCUGGUUGUACCAGAAUGUUUGGAGGGCUGUAGGAUACUGGACCUGGGCAGUGGAACAGGGCGAGAUUGUUUCAUGCUGAGUCAGCUGGUCGGGGAGAAAGGUCAUUUGACUGGCAUUGACAUGACGGAGGACCAGCUCGCAGUGGCCCGUACAUAUGUGGACUACCACAUGCAGGAAUUUGGCUACAAAAAGCCAAAUGUCACUUUUGUCCAGGGCUACAUUGAGGCUCUGACAGAGGCAGGUCUGGAGAAGAACUCUUUUGACAUCAUCAUAUCAAACUGUGUGGUGAACCUCUCUCCGGACAAGAGGCAGGUCCUGGCUGAGGCCUACAGUGUCCUCAAGGACGGAGGUGAGCUGUACUUCAGCGACAUCUACAGCAAUGGAAGACUGACGGAGGAAAUUAAAAACAACAAGGUGCUCUGGGGUGAGUGCCUGGGUGGAGCUCUGUGGUGGAAGGAUCUGCUGGAGUUUGCUGAGGAAGUGGGCUUCAGCCCUCCACGGCUGGUCACUGCCCACGUGGUCACUGUGGACAAGCAGGAGCUGAAGGACAUUCUGGGUGACUACAGGUUUAUUUCUGCCACCUACCGCCUGUUCAAGGUCCCUAAAGGAGACACCAGGCCCUGCCAGGUCAUAUACAACGGGAAUAUCACUGGAGUAGAGGACAGCUUCCAGUUUGACUGUCAGAACAGAUUUAAGGUUGGUGAAGUAGUGGCAGUGGAUGGAGAAUUGGCCAACAUCCUCACCCAUUCCAGGUUUGCCGAUGACUUCACAUUCCAGCCCCCUGGAGGUUCCUGUGGAGUCAAACCUAAGACGGCAGUUGUGGAUCCUUUCGAGUUGGCGCUUCAGGCGACGAAACGAGGACUAGGUUCUGCCACGGGGGGGUGCUGCAGCACACAGUCUGCUGCCUGCUGUAAGUGAUUGAAGAGCUCGUGAGAAAUGCGGGCGGCAGAUCCACAUCAGUUAAUAAAGACUUUAAUUAGAAUUCAGUAGAUCCUCACCUGAACACCGAUUGGUCCUUUAAAUUACUCAGCUGCCAUAUGUAACCACGUGAUCCACGUUGCCUUCAUCGGGUAGCCCACCCCCAACGUCCUCAUUGAUAUUCACUCUUAAAUUGAAAUAGUUAAAUCAACGAUUAUUUCAGCUAUGUAUAAUUUAAUUAACUUGAAUUAAUAUUAGCUAAUUGCCUUGUUCUUCGUGGGCCACAUAAAAACACCCUAUAUCCUGGUAAUAACUUACAAAAUAUAACUACUAUUUUGAUAUAGCUGUGUAUUAUUCACCUGUUAAUUACUUCUAACCUUUUACUCUGUGCUACUUCAGGACUGUAAGUAUCGCCAUUGUGAUACUAAUAGGAGUUUUCUAAUCUAAUCUAAUCUUUUGCUGUGUUUUAUGCCAACAUUACAUAAAGUGGUGUCACACCAGAAAAAGUUGUUGAUACUACUGAGAAGAGACCCUUCUGUGUACUGGCAAUAAAUUAACUAUUGUAACAAA